Molecule: messenger RNA, 2019 nt
Organism: Vitrella brassicaformis
Lineage: Eukaryota; Vitrellaceae
Source: the annotation of a GenBank genome assembly
UGGAGAGAAGCGGCGACGGAAUCCGGCGACGGAAUCCCCCGUGGCGCACGAGCCGAAAUGAAGGGUCCCGGCGGUAAAGAACAAAGUGACGCGUACUUGCUCUGAUCAUCCACUUCUUGUGUGUGUGGUUGUGUGUCAUCUAUCUGCAGCGGUGUUCGCACAGACGCGGUUCCCCCUCAACAAGGCCGUGGCGGCGCAGCCGACCAAGACCAAGCAAGGCAGCUCUCCCUGGGUCACACUGCGGGUGCGGUCGGCCACACACCACCACAGCAGACCUGUGCAUCGCGGUGCACGUGUGCUGCCUAUCCUAUGUGUGUGUGAUGGUGUGUAUGGUUCAGAAGAAGGGCGAGAAGCAGAAGGGCGACGAGGGCGAGAAGAAGCGGCCUCUCACAGAGGCCGCCCCUCCCGGCCAUGCGGACAAGAAGGCCCAGGUGGUGAUGGACAGUCAAGGCCAGGAGGUGCGGUCGGAGGUCUUCCACAGUGCCAUGGAGUUCCCACCCCCGCCCACCACCGACACCGACACACCCCGCGAGCCAGAGAAGCCACCCAACAAGAAGCGCGACCGCCCUCCACUGGUCAGCCAGACACACCGACACACUGGGACAGCCACAACACACUCAUCUCGUCUGGAGUUCGUCUGUUUGUGUCUUCAGGCAAAGACCGUCGAAAGGAGUCCCCCCGAGACGUCGGUGCCGCAGACGAGCAGCGUCACGUCGGCCAUCUCCCAGGCCGACCAGCCCGAGCAGACGGUCAGCACCGGCAGCGACUACAAGCCUCCCGCGAUCAGCAUCCACACUCCGUCCGGCAACACCAUCCCCUUCGUCCACAGAAGCGUCACGGCACUCGCUGACACACUCCUGCCCGCCACCCUGCAGGCGGCCGCACUGCAGGCCCAGGCAUUUGCAGGAGAGGCAGAGGGAGGGGGAGGGGAGGGGCAACAGCUGCAGCAGGACAAACAGCCUGCAACGGAGAGAGAGGGGGUGGUGGGGGUGGGUGUGGGUGACCAGCUGAGUCAGCUGCUGACGGGGGUGCCGAGUGCUGGCGGCGGUGGUGGGCUGUGGAUUGAGGGCGGGAAUGGCGAGGAGGCCGUUUAUGUCGACACCAUGAUGCGUGAGCCGAUGAGCAGCCCCUAUGUGGGGGCCGUGGCUGAGCCCUUCAGACGCGGAGCCAUACCGUGCUGCGAUUUGGUCAUGUGGAUGUGGCCCAUGUGACCUACUUGCAGACAGACAGACAGCUCGACAGACCGACACACACUCGAGAUCAGAUUUUGGUCGGUGCUGCUGGAAGGGGUGUUUGAUCGUACUUUUAUCGGUGUGUGAUGUGAUGCAUACGUAGUGUUAUCUAGAUAGAGGUUGUAUUGGUUGCGUCGGUGGCGUGUUGGAGGGAGCGCUUACUGCGUUUGUUUGUUGUAGGGUAGGAGUGGGGCGGGGCGCCUGGUAGCUAUGUUGCCAUCCAUGCAUCCAUCCAUCCAUCCACACAUUGACACGUUUGUGUAUGUUUCUUACUCUCUGCCACUUAUCCAUCCAUUCCAUUCCAUUCCGCCACACCCUCCCUCCCCCCUCGCCUCUUCUCCCCCAUCCAUCCAUCCAUCCACUCAUCCACUCACUCGAUCCUUUUUGUGAUUGAUUUCACUUUUUGCAGUUAGUUGAUUUAUCCGCAGUUGGCUUGGCUUGGCUUGGGGGGUCUCACUCCACUCCCCGUGUGUUUCUUUCUCGAUGGACGCUUGAUGGCAUGGCAUCGGUGGGUGGACAGCGGGCACAAAGAUGCUGUGUUGUGUGUGGUCGGUUCGUUUCUUAUAGACAGACAGACAGACAGACUUGGUGAGUAUGGAUGGGAUGGGAUGCUUUGUGUUGUGUGUAUGUCUGCGGCGUGUGUGUCUGUGUGAGUGUCUGUGCCGAGCGAGUGUGCUGCGUGGCGUGGUUGCUUUCACACUCACACAGACGGAUACACUCACUGGCUGCACUACCUACCGCGUCAGCUGCUGUCGUCCUUUAUGGUCAAGGCACGUCAACGAAUUAC